This is a messenger RNA of Australozyma saopauloensis, 687 nucleotides long. It is a transcript of the gene RCN1, whose product is annotated as Rcn1p. NCBI's taxonomy places the organism in Eukaryota, Fungi, Ascomycota, Pichiomycetes, Serinales, Metschnikowiaceae. Gene Ontology annotation, biological process: calcium-mediated signaling. The record is from RefSeq and is a predicted model, not a curated record. The coding region runs from base 1 to 687 and encodes 228 amino acids. The transcript has a single exon.
AUGCCUCGUACUAAAACUAACUCGCUUAUACUCUCAGACCUCCAGGGAAGUAUAGCGAGCGAUCCCCAGGAAGUUGCCAAGGCUCUCGCAGAUGCUGGCUUCCAAUCAGAGCUAGUCUUUCUCCCGAGAUUCAAACGUUACAUUGUAAUAUGUCUAACCAAAGAUAUGUCAGAGAAGGCAAAACACUUUUUGGAACAGCAAUUUGAAGGAGCGGCCAAAGUAUCGUAUAGCUUACGUGAUAACCCGCUGCUGAUGCCCUUUGAUGGCACCUGGGCUCUCAAACUGGAGACUACAGACUACUUAGAACUUCCGCUGGAGGAAGGGAGCAAAAGAUUCCUCAUUCUGCCGCCUUUAUCCCCUCAAAGCGAGUGGGAUGACUACGGAAAAACGGAAGAAGGCCCGAACAAAAAAGCAAUCUACUCGCCGGACGAGUUGGCGCACCUUCUUUGGGAUAGGUUGGGCGGAUUUGAGAGCACCCAGGUGAGACGCUUUGAGGUCGAGGAGGAGAGACCUGAAGAUGUACUCGCUACAGAAAAGCCUAUUUUUGACAUUGCCGGGCUGGAAGAGAUAUUGUUCGAGGAUAUUCCAGCGGGACUACCUGCCAUAGUUGUUGAUAAAGUCAGCAAUAGAGCGCCACAGAUCAGACGAGCAAUGCCGAAAACAGCAAUUCCGCCGAAAUUAGAUUAA